Molecule: messenger RNA, 3486 nt
Organism: Musa acuminata AAA Group (dessert banana)
Lineage: Eukaryota; Viridiplantae; Streptophyta; Magnoliopsida; Zingiberales; Musaceae
Product: probable LRR receptor-like serine/threonine-protein kinase At1g56140
Exons: 24
Coding region: 166-3267 (1033 amino acids)
Biological process (GO): protein phosphorylation
Cellular component (GO): plasma membrane
Molecular function (GO): ATP binding; protein kinase activity; protein binding
Source: RefSeq, a predicted model, not a curated record
AAUUGUCACCCCCAAAGAAACUUAAGGAUCCCUAGAUCUUAGCAAGCCAGAUCACAACCACGAAAUGCUGAGGGAGAGAGGAAGAGAGGAGACGGAAGAUUAGGACCAGACCCUGCGAUCCUUCAAGGUGCCAAGCUGAGCUUUUCCUCACAGUAGGAGCUAGGAAUGGCGGUGCACAGUUCUGCCCUGUUCUUCUUCUCCUUCUCCCUGUGUUUGCUCCUCCUUGUGGAGAGAGCCGCAGCUCAAGCCACGACAGACCCACCCGAAGUUCUGGCAUUGAACACGAUCUUAGGGAGAUGGGGAAAGAAGGCAUCAUCUUGGAAUAUCAGUGGCGAACCAUGCAGUGGUGUUGCUAUUGAUUCAACCACAUUCGAUGAUGGGACUUACAACCCACUAAUCAAAUGCGAUUGCACCUAUAACAACGGCAACACCUGCCAUAUCACUCAGCUGAAGGUUUAUGCCUUGGAUGUGGUUGGAACUAUCCCUCAGGAGCUGCAGAAUCUGCCCUUCCUCACAAAAAUAAAAUUCGAUCAAAACUACCUGACUGGUCCCCUUCCUGCAUUCAUUGGAAACUUGACUUCGCUGCAAUCCUUGAGUGUAGGGAUUAAUAACUUAUCAGGUCCAAUACCAAAAGAGCUUGGAAAACUACAGAAUCUCAACCUUCUGGGUAUGGGCACAAAUUACUUCAGUGGUUCUGUUCCUUCAGAGUUUGGAAAUUUGGUGAACCUACAAGAAUGGUAUAUGGAUAGUUCUGGACUUAGUGGUGAGCUGCCAGAAAAUCUAUCCAAUCUUAAGAACAUGCGGAUAUUGUGGGCUUCAGACAAUAAUUUCACCGGCAGAAUACCUGAUUACAUUGGCGGAUGGACAAACCUUACUGUCUUGAGGUUCCAAGGCAACUCCUUUCAGGGUCCAAUUCCUGCAAGCCUUUCUAGCCUCACCAAACUGACUGAUCUAAGAAUUGGAGAUAUCGUAAAUGGAAGCUCUUCGUUGGCCUUUAUUAGUAAUUUGACAUCACUGAGCACCUUGGUACUGCGGAACUGCAAGAUUUCUGAUGCUAUUCCGUCAAACUUUGCAAAAUACACAAAUUUACUAAAACUAGAUUUUAGCUUUAACAAUAUCACGGGCCAAGUUCCUCAGUCCCUCUUCAGUUUGAGUUCACUGGCCUACUUAUUUCUUGGGAACAACAGCCUAGAUGGUACCUUACCGGAGCAAAAGAGCACUUCUCUAAUAAAUAUAGAUUUAUCAUACAAUCAAUUAUCAGGAAGCUUUCCAUCUUGGGUUAACCAAUCAAACUUACAAUUGAACUUGGUGGCAAACAACUUUGUGAUUGAUGAUUCCAACAGCAGUGUCUUACCAUCAGGACUGAACUGCCUUCAGCGAAAUAUACCGUGUUAUCGUGGUUCUCCAAUCUAUUAUUCCUUUGCAAUAAAUUGUGGAGGCAGUAAGACAAUUACAGCUUCUGAUAACACCAAGUAUGAGAUUGAUAAUGCCAAUCUGACGAGUGCAUCGUACUAUGUGACAAACCCAACCAAAUGGGGUGCCAGCAAUGUUGGAAUCUUUGCAGAAGCUACUAGUCCUACUUAUAUAGUAAACAGUCUAUCUCAGUUUCAAAAUACUCUAGACUCAGAAUUGUUUCAGGCUGAAAGGCUAUCUCCGUCGUCACUGAGAUAUUAUGGCAUUGGUCUUCAAAAUGGAAAUUACACCGUAGAACUCCAAUUCGCUGAUGCUGUCUUCCCCGACCCGCCAACUUGGAAAAGUGUGGGUAGAAGGAUCUUUGACAUUUAUAUUCAGGGUGUUCUCAAAGAGAAAGACUUUGAUAUAAGAAAGGAUGCUGGUGGCAGCUCCACAAAAGCUGUUGUUAAGGAAUUCAUUGCUCCGGUAACAAAUAAUUUCCUUGAAAUCCAUUUUUUCUGGGCUGGAAAGGGUACUUGUUGUGUACCAACACAAGGUUUCUAUGGCGCGUCCAUUUCAGCUAUCAGUGUAUCUCCUUUCGACUUCACUCCAACUGUAUCUAACAAACCACCAAGUACGGAUUCAAAUAAGACACGUACGGGUCUGAUCGUGGGUAUAUCAGCUGCUGUUGCUGUUUUAGGGUUGUUGACUAUAUGUGGAAUUCUUACCUGGAGAAACAGAAAAAGAAGAUUAAGUGAGCAGAAUGAAGUAUUCACAGGACUAGAUGUGAAACCUUACACCUUCAGUUAUGCUGAACUGAGGACUGCAACCGAAGACUUCAAUCCUUCUAAUGUAGUGGGGGAAGGAGGAUUUGGCCCAGUGUUUAAGGGUAAACUGACAGAUGGAAGAACAGUAGCUGUCAAGCAACUCUCAGCAACAUCUCAUCAAGGAAAGGGCCAGUUCUUGGCAGAGAUUGCAACUAUAUCUGCUGUGCAACACCGCAACCUUGUAAAGUUGCAUGGCUGCUGUGUCGAGGAAGAAAAGCGGCUUUUAGUCUAUGAGUAUUUAGAGAACAAGAGCCUCGAUCAAGCAAUUUUCGGGAAGAGUGAUUUACACCUUGACUGGCCAAAGCGCUUUGACGUAUUGUUGGGUGUAGCAAGAGGUCUAACCUAUCUUCAUGAGGAGUCAAGAGUGCGAAUCGUGCAUAGAGAUGUCAAGGCUAGUAAUAUUCUCCUAGAUGCUGACCUCAACCCAAAAAUCUCAGAUUUUGGUCUGGCAAAACUCUAUGAUGACAAGAUGACUCACAUUAAUACCAGGGUUGCUGGUACAAUUGGAUAUCUGGCACCAGAGUACGCCAUGAGAGGACAUCUCACGGAGAAAGCUGAUGUGUUUGCAUUUGGGGUGCUGGCUUUGGAGAUUCUUAGUGGAAGGCCUAAUUCUGAUCAAAAUCUUGAUCCAGAGAAGGUUUAUCUGCUCGAAUGGGCAUGGACUCUACAUGAGAAUAGGUGCGACUUGGAAAUGGUGGACAAAAAGCUGACAUCAUUCGACAAGGGAGUGGUCAGCUGCAUCAUUGGAAUAGCUUUGCUUUGCACCCAAGCAUCACCUGUGCUUCGACCACCAAUGUCAAGGGUCGUGGCCAUGCUGGUAGGAGAUACCGAAGUGACAGACGUCACCUCAAGGCCUAGUUACUUGACUGAAUGGCAACACAAGGAUGUAAGCAGCAGCUAUGUAACCGGCUACUUCGAUAGUUCAACCCAAAGAUCAGAAAAUACCCAAGUGACGUUCCCAUCUAGUGAGAGCACAGCGGUCAACAUGGAAAGCACACCUUUGACGACACAACCAUAUAUGAACAAGGCCAUUGAGGAGGGCAGGUGAUUAUCGAUUGACAUGGUUGUGCGUGUACUCUGAGGAUUUCAUCAUUACCAUCAUUACUCAGUUAUUGCCUUUGAAGAUAUUGACAUUAAAUUUGCAGAACCUUAUCACAACUUUCUAUUGUUAGCUUUAUGUUUAUCAAUAGUACAUUCUCAGUCUCAUGCUUCUCAAAUCUUUCAAAGAAUUAUAUACCUGUAAGUUUGGCGUUUCUUGUUCUUUUUA